Messenger RNA from Lineus longissimus, 1587 nucleotides. RefSeq lists its product as uncharacterized. Bases 14 to 952 code for a protein of 312 amino acids. The record is from RefSeq and is a predicted model, not a curated record. NCBI's taxonomy places the organism in Eukaryota, Metazoa, Nemertea, Pilidiophora, Heteronemertea, Lineidae. The transcript is spliced from 4 exons.
GCUCGAGUUCAAUAUGGAGAAGUUUCAUAUGGUCGUAGUUGUUAUCAUGGUGUCUCCAGCGAUCGCAAAAGGUGUGCCUUUGCCGAUUGGUGUCUGGCCGUUAAAUGUCGGCACCAGGGGGCUGGACAUGUCUUCAUCAGGGAACGAUGUGACCGAGACGACCCUGACCUUUGCAAAAGGACCUGAAGGAGAAGACGGCACCGCAACUCAAUUUGCGAAGGGGCAAUUUCUUAUCAUCGAGAAGCGGGCGAAGACAAUAGGAGGAAUGAGUUUUAGUUUUAUGCUGCAGCUUUACCCAGUGAAUGAAGAAACCAUUUAUUUAUUUGAUUAUCGCCCUGGCGGUAACGGGGAAUAUGAUCACUUUGCCGUUGUUAACGGAGAGGUUUACAUGAAACUAUUUGAAAAAGGCACAGGGUCGUUGAUUAUUGGUGGUCACUACUCGUCAUUACCAAAGCCAACACUGAAUCAAUGGAGCUUCGUCGCCAUCACCUACGACUUCGACACCAUGACGUCACUUGCCUGUGUGAAUGCGGUCUGCGUAACAAAGGAGGCAAACUCUGGAUUUGUGCAGGGAACGGAACAUACUCCUGAUGGUGAUGUCAGGAUAGGAACUCAUGAAAAUAUCGGCACGAGAAUGGCCUGUAUAAGGCUCUACGAUGUUGCGCUUGCAAAGGAGGACAUCUUGGAACGAAUGAAAUACUAUCGCAAAUGCAGUAUUUCUAACGGACUAGGCUUCAAGUUGUUUCAAGCAGUCCAACCCAUGCCACUCGCUGACUCAUGGGUUGUGCCGAACGUCUACUUUAUUGAUGAUUGCUAUAUUUCGUGUCUGAGGAAUCUGAAAUGCUGUGCCAUCAGUAACGCGAUCAUUGGAACAUGCCGGGUAGGAGUCUACAAAAACAACACUAUGCUGACAUCGGGAAACGAGAAUGCCUACGUUGUGAGGUAUCUUUAAAUGAAUAUACAUGUAGUUUCAGUCAGUGAGUUCCAAUUUCACGAACUGGGAUACUGACCCGAGAUACCUUUUCUUUUAAGAUUUUAAUUUUCGCUAUCGUGGGAAAUUGGUAACAUUCUAUACACAUGCAUAUUACAAAACUAAAAAGAAGAAAGGAUUCACUUUCGUGAUAAAAGGAUUACUCGUAUAAAGAGAGAUGGAAUCGAAAUAUCAAGACUGCGUGUUGAUACAAACAAUUCUUUUUCGGAAAAAAUCCCAAUCACCUCGAAAUACAAUGAACGUUUAACAAAAAAGUGAGAAAAGUAUACACUGUGCUUACACUACAGCUAGUUAUAACCACGCUUAUGAACCUUUCAUGCACUGCGAGAUGGAGUUUAGAACUGUUUCUGCUUGUUUAUCUAUUUUACAUGUACUUGUUUGUGAAUAAUCAUGUCUGGUUCAAAUGGUCUUUUUGAAGGAGGCUCGGAGUAGGGACCUCCACACGGUCGAAAAUACUUUCUUAUAUUACCAUAUCUUUAUUCCAAACCAUCAAUCGACUAAUACUUCAUGUUCAUACAGUUUUACGUCAAUAUGAUAUCAAGUUGUUUUAUUUCAAACAGUGCCAACAAUAUUAAUAAGGCUUUGAGUAGGCCUAU